UCUUUUUAUUACUUUUUUUUUGUCCAUAAUUCAAACAGGCAUUUUGCAAGCCAAUGAGGAUCUGGCAGUAAUGGAAAGUAAACCAGAAAGAGUCACAAACAUCACCUGCACCUAUUUUUUGAAUUCUACAAUCACUUGCAGAUGGAAUCCUGGAAAUAAUAUACAAAAUCGCCAAACAAAGUACUUCUUAAUUUAUUAUCGUAAUGAGUUCUUCAGAAACCCUCUUGAAGACGACUGCUUUCCAAAGCCCAUUUUUUUAUCAAGUGAAAGUGUUAUAUUUCCCUGUGGGCUGUCAAAGACGGAGUGUACUGUUGAAUGCCUGGUGUUUGUUUAUACUGUUAUAUGUUCAAUAUCUGUAAGAGCUGAGAACGCCAUGGGUAAAGAAGAUUCAGAAAAGUACCAUCUUGACACAAGGCAUGCAGUACAAUUAUCUACUCCGGUAAUUACAAGAAUCAUUGCGGCAAAGACUUCAUUGAAUUUGACUUGGAAGGAACAAGAUGAUUUUCCAUUUUCUGUAACAUGUAUACUCCGAUACAAAAAGGUUACCGCGAGCCGGUGGAUUCAGGUUGAGAACAUACAAAUGGAAAAGGAACAAAAAGAAAUAGGUUUUCACAUUGGAGGUUUGGAGCCAUUCAGCAACUACAGUGCUUCUGUUUCCUGUAUUAAAAAAGAGAAUACAAUCUACUGGUCUGAAUGGAGCGCUGAUGGAUACGGUCAAACUUUGGAAGACAGGCCUUCAAAAGCAGUGGAUCUCUGGCGGAGCACGGAGGAUCAUGACUUCCCAGGAAAAAUCUCUCUCAUAUGGAAGCCUUUAAGUGUUUCUGACUCUCAUGGAAUUAUACUUGGAUACAAAGUAUAUAGAAGAAAUCAGCCUUGGAUAAACACCACUGAUGUUAAGAUAUCAUUCCUCCGGACCACAGAAGCUUGUGAGGUUACUGUGUUCGCUUAUAACUCAGCUGGGGACUCUCCUGGAGCCACGCUGAGAAUCCCUGCAAUUUCCAAACAGGAUGUUCUACCAGCAGUACCAGUGGUACAAGCUUCUCCUAAAGACAAUCAGCUAUGGGUUGAGUGGAAAGCUCCUCCAUCGGCAGUAAGUGGAUACGUGAUUGACUGGUGUGUGGGUACAGAGGCCGUUUGUGAGAGAGACUGGCAGCAUGUUAACAACACCACCCUUACAACUUAUUUAAAAGGUAAUAUUGAGCCAUUGAAAUGUUACAACAUCUCCGUCUACCCUGUUUAUGAGCAAGGUGCUGGAACUCCUACAUCAACUGAGGCCUACCUUAGGGAAGGAGCACCAGGAAAAAUUCAUACACCAGAUGUAUUGGAUAUUAAGACCACAGAGGCUACUAUCAAGUGGAAAGAGAUUCCAAAGGACCAAAGAAAUGGUUUCAUCGUUAACUACACCAUUGUUUUCCUCAAUGAAGAACAACACUUUAAGACUGUCAACUCAAAUGUGCUGGAGUGCACACUGCAGUCUCUGCAGCCCAGCACACAGUACAGAGUUUACUUAAAAGCCAGCACCAAGGCGGGAAGUAUUAAAAGCAGUGAUGUGAUCUUCACUACUUCAGUGUCAACAGAAGCCGUUAUGUUUGUAACUGUACCGUUUGUUUUCCUGAUUUUCCUCUUGGGAGUGAUCUGUGUCAUAAAGAAGCCUGUAUUAAAAGAACAGUUUUGGCCCUCUGUUCCAAACCCAUCCAAAGGCUCUCUGGAACAUUGGCUUGACGAAUACCAUCCUCAGACUAUACUGGAAUGGGCAGUACUGACUCCAGAUGAUGGUUCUUCCAUUUGUGAUUUACAUCUUAGUGAUAGCAUUAAUUCAGAUCAUUUGUAUUCAUCUUCAGAAAAACAGCUUCUUGAUUCAUAUAUUACAGAAUUGCCCUUGCCAUACCAGCCCUUGCCUGGCAUUGGAGAAGACAUAGACCAGCAUUCUGCUAAGAGUAACAAUUUUCUGCAGUUCUUUUCUAACAACGAGUAUUUGCCCAUGUUUCAAACUGCUGAGUUUUUAGCUCCCAAAGACAGCUGUGAUGUAACUACGAGUCCAACAGCGACAGAAACCACAGGACCGAAGCAGGCUGCUGGUCAACUGCAUGUCACACAAACCAGGCUGGACCUACUGUGUAACACCAUAGCAAGAAGUGGAGAGGAAACGUCCCCUUCUCAAGAACUUGCCAGCACCCAGUCAUAUGUUAAAGAAUAUGAGCUAACUGCAAUAGCCACACAAGGAACUGCAAAUUCAGUUUUUCAGAAUAGCACUGACCUCCCAUAUACCUGGUUACCCAUGUAGAAACAUUUCACGUUCUAAUCAUUUUUACCACUCAUUUAGUUUAAACAUAUAUUAGCAAAUGCACUAGCGGUACUUCACCAGCAAGAAAAAUGAGGUAGUAUUGGUUUGCUGGUCUUUCAAAUAAACAAAACAUAAUGCUGUUGUGUGUAAUGCAUAACAGUUAAAUUAGACAGAGUUGUAAUUUAUGAAACUAGCAAAAGUUGGGUUUGGAUCAAAUUAACUCUCUGGACCAGUUUCAUUUACAUUUUUAUUUUUAAAAGAAAUAAACAAAGGCAAACCUGAUACUGGUGCACUGUAAUCAGAACGAUAAUUGGGCCUAACAAGUCUUCUGGUGUGAAAAUACUUUUGCUACCAAAUAAAAACUGGGUGUUUAUUGUAUAUAAUAAAAUUACUAGAUUCUCAUUGCUUGUUUGCCAAAAUAAGAACUUUCAUGUUAUUUUAGUCCUGUUUUACAGUGGCUCUCAAAAGUAUUCACCCCCCCCCCCCC
Molecule: messenger RNA, 2771 nt
Organism: Polyodon spathula (Mississippi paddlefish)
Lineage: Eukaryota; Metazoa; Chordata; Actinopteri; Acipenseriformes; Polyodontidae
Product: interleukin-6 receptor subunit beta-like
Exons: 15
Coding region: 71-2284 (737 amino acids)
Biological process (GO): cytokine-mediated signaling pathway
Cellular component (GO): membrane; external side of plasma membrane; signaling receptor complex
Molecular function (GO): cytokine receptor activity; cytokine binding
Source: RefSeq, a predicted model, not a curated record